Molecule: messenger RNA, 986 nt
Organism: Harmonia axyridis
Lineage: Eukaryota; Metazoa; Arthropoda; Insecta; Coleoptera; Coccinellidae
Product: U6 snRNA phosphodiesterase
Exons: 5
Coding region: 167-952 (261 amino acids)
Biological process (GO): U6 snRNA 3'-end processing
Cellular component (GO): nucleus
Molecular function (GO): 3'-5'-RNA exonuclease activity
Source: RefSeq, a predicted model, not a curated record
UCACAUAGCUUAUUUUAGGUUAUAUAUUGUUUUCAAAUUUUUCACAGAUAACAGAGUAGAAUUUAUUAUUAGUAUUCUGUGGUAAAAUUAUUUUCUUGGAAAUUUAUUAUACUGAAAUGAAUAUAUUCAAUUAUUGGUAAUACCUUGAGCAUCACUAUAGGAAAUAAUGGGAACUAAUGCUCUUCAACUCUUGGUUCAAUAUGGUAAUGAUGGAGAAAGUUCUGAGGAAGAUGUUCCUGGACCUAAUGUUUCAACAAAGAGGCGAUUCAAAGAGGAAAAUCCAAAAAGGCUUCCCCUUCCAGAUUGUAUAAAAAAAAUUGACGGACCUACAUGGGUUGAUGAUCCAUCCAAACAUCAAGGUAGAAUACGUUCAUUCAAACAUGAAAGGGGCAACUGGGCCACAUUUGUUUAUAUACCAUGCGAACCACAUAAUGGCUUCACUUUGUUGCAAGAAUCCCUCAUGAGUUGCAUACCAGAAGUACCUUUUCAAAAAAUUGAUGACCUACAUUUGAGUUUAACUAAAACAGUUGUAUUGAAAUACCAUUGGAUCCAUUCUUUCAUUAAUUCAAUUAAAGAUAGAGUUUCUCAUUUUAGAAGGUUUGUGCUUACAUUUGGUAAUCUACAAGUUUAUUGCAAUGAAGAAAAAACAAGAACCUUUAUUGGUUUGGAAGUAACUAGUGCUCAUGAUACUUUAAAUUCUAUAAUCGAAGAAUUAGAUAAAUGUUUAUCAGAAUUCCAGCUUCCACUCUUCUACAAGGAUCCAUCAUUCCAUAUCAGUAUAUUAUGGUGUGUGGGCGAUCUAAAGAGUAAAUUGGAGUCCUAUCUACAUCAUUUUGAUCUGAUAAUAAAGAAUAUUUUGAUAGAGAAUUCAGAUGAAAUUUGGCAUAUAGCUGUGAAUUACUUAUUUUGUAAAACAGGCAACAAGAAAUUUCAGUUUCCUUUAGAUUCAUAAAAUAUUGUAAAAAAUAAAAUUACAUAUGUAUUUA